Molecule: messenger RNA, 972 nt
Organism: Fusarium coffeatum
Lineage: Eukaryota; Fungi; Ascomycota; Sordariomycetes; Hypocreales; Nectriaceae
Exons: 3
Coding region: 1-972 (323 amino acids)
Cellular component (GO): dehydrodolichyl diphosphate synthase complex; endoplasmic reticulum membrane
Molecular function (GO): ditrans,polycis-polyprenyl diphosphate synthase [(2E,6E)-farnesyl diphosphate specific] activity
Source: RefSeq, a predicted model, not a curated record
AUGACGACUCGCGAUCGUCUGGCUUACAGAGCCGAUGAAACCAAGGAACACAACCUUUUGUCUGAACAGGAAAGGGAAAGGAUGCUCAAGUCCUAUCUCCCCAAACCUAACGACCCCCCAUCGACUGUUUCGGCAUCUCGACCUCAACGAAGAUCGCGGUUAGGACUCCGUCGCUUUCUCCUCAACCAAAUCCAUGUCCUCGUCUUUGUCGUUUUGCACGGGAUCUUCUCUCUCUACAUCAAGUUGCGCCAAACAUGGAACCUCGUGCGCUACCAGUUCUCCUCCGUCGUCAAAUAUCACCAUGGCACACCGCAAUAUAUUAAGAAGGACUUGAAGGGCCUAUCUAAGAAACCCAAGCACCUUAGUGUUAUCCUAAAGCUCGAGGAGAACCAUCGCACGAAGGCCGAUGUCGAGCGACUCCUUGAUGAGGUAGCCGAGAUUGCGACAUGGUGCGCUUGUGCCGAGAUUCCGAUGCUCUCUGUGUACGAGAAGACAGGAAUUCUCAAAAAGCAUAUGCCCCGAGUCUACGAUGCUGUUAGCCAAAAGUUUGCGUUCUACUUUGGCCCUGAACAUCCUGGCCUUACUGUUACAUCACCCCACAAGGAAGACCUUCCAGUGGCCUUUGGCAAGAAGCCUAGGGAACAUCUUCGCCUGCACCUCAUCUCCGAGCAAGACGGUCGUGAAUCCAUGGUUGACCUCACCCGUACCCUGGCUGAGAUGUCUCAGAGAGGCAAGCUCUCUCCUCGUGACAUCUCCACUGAGUUGAUCGAUGCUGAACUCUCCGAGGGUAUCAUGACUGAGCCUGAUCUGUUGCUUACUUUUGGCCCUUACCUCGAGCUAUCAGGAUACCCUCCUUGGCAGAUCAGAUUGACUGAGAUUUUCUGCCUCCAGGACAAUGAGAGGGUUGGCUACCAGGUCUUCCUCAAGGCCCUGCAACACUAUGGCAGGGCCCAGAUGCGCCUCGGUAAAUAG